AAUAAUUGGUAGAAAAUGUAAUAUUUCAAAUGUUUCGGAACUAUAAAAGCGCACAACGACGACAAAGGAGACAUACUCACAAAACAGUUCACUAAGCUAACACAGCAAGCAACUGCCGAAAACUAACUCUAACCAAAUUUAAAAUGGCCAAAUUCCUGAUUGUCCUGUGCUCAUUCAUUGCCUGCGCUGUCGCCAAGCCAGGUCUGAUCGCGCCACUCGCGGCCCCAUUGGUCGCAGCUCCACUAGCCGCUGCUGCCAUAAAUGCUCCAUUGGAUGCCGCUUACGCCAGCAGCCGUCUUGAUAUUCAGCAGAGAUAUGGUGCCGCUCUAUUAGCUGCUGCUCCAGCUAAACUUGUAGCGUCCGCCCCCGUUGCCGCUCCUCUGGCUGCUGCUCCCGCCAAAAUUAUCGCCUCAGCACCAUUGGCUGCUGCAGUAGCUGCCCCUCUUGCCUACUCCAACCUUCCUCUGGAUGCCGCUUACGCCAGCAGCCGUCUUGACAUUCAACAGAACUAUGGUGCCGCUGUAGUUGCCGCUCCUCUGGCUGCUGCUCCUGCAAAAAUCGUCGCCUCGGCCCCAUUAGCUGCACCAGUUGCCGCUCCUCUGGCCGCUGCUCCCGCUAAAAUUUUCGCCUCUGCUCCAUUAGCUGCCCCAGUUGCUGCUCCAUUGGCUGCUGCAGUCCACGCUCCUCUUGCCUACGCCAACCUCCCUCUGGAUGCCGCUUACGCCAGUAGCCGUCUUGACAUUCAACAGAACUACGGUGCCGCUGUAGUUGCCGCUCCUCUGGCUGCUGCUCCCGCCAAAAUCGUCGCCUCAGCUCCAUUAGCUGCCCCAGUUGCUGCCCCAGUUGCUGCUCCAUUAGCUGCUGCAGUAGCCGCCCCUCUUGCCUACUCCAACCUCCCUCUGGAUUCCGCUUACGCCAGCAGCCGUCUUGACAUUCAACAGAACUACGGUGCCGCUGUAGUCCCCGCUCCUUUGGCCGCUGCUCCAGCUAAGCUUGUUGCUCCAGUUGCUCCCGUAGCACCACUGGCAGCCGCACCAGCUCUGUGGUAAUUUAGUGAUACUAACUUUUGAAAACUUUUUAUGGAUGACUGCUAAAUAUAAAAUUACAAAUAGAAAUAUUUAAA
This is a messenger RNA of Zeugodacus cucurbitae (melon fly), 1123 nucleotides long. Its product is annotated as calphotin-like. The transcript has 2 exons. The record is from RefSeq and is a predicted model, not a curated record. Bases 144 to 1049 code for a protein of 301 amino acids. NCBI's taxonomy places the organism in Eukaryota, Metazoa, Arthropoda, Insecta, Diptera, Tephritidae.